AUGGAAGGAGGAAAUAGUACGUCGCGCCCCUUACGCUACAUCAAAAAUGUGCUUCAUGAAAUUGGUCUCGUCGCAAUGUGGAAGUCGACGCGCGACGUCAAGUUCCUCUGUGCCCAGCGCUUCGUCCGCUUAUUCGCAUAUGGUGGCUCGACUCUGAUCCUAGUGUCAUACCUAUCUGCCCUAGGGAUCCCUGACGAUAAAAUUGGAUUCUUCAUGACCCUUACUCUGAUCGGGGAUGUUGUCAUUAGCUUCUUCCUUACUCUUUUUGCCGAUGCCAUGGGUCGCAAGGCCGUGCUAUGUCUUGGAUCGAUUCUAAUGGCUGGAAGUGGUGUCAUUUUUGCUACAUUUAGCAAUUAUUGGGUGCUAUUGGGUGCUGCUGUCCUCGGUGUUAUCAGUCCGAGUGGAAAUGAAAUUGGACCUUUCCGUGCCGUGGAAGAGUCUACUUUGGCUCAUCUCACUCCCCAUGAGAGUUUACCAGAUGUUUUUGCAUGGUAUUCGCUCGUUGGUACUGCUGGAACUGCACUGGGUCAGCUUAUCUGCGGCUGGGUCAUCACCUCUCUCCGGGAGUUGCAUGGAUGGAAGUUUAUUUCUUCCUGUCGAGUGGUUUUCUUUGUAUAUGCCGCUGUUGGUGUUAUCAAAUUAGCCUUGACCCUGACACUGACCCAGAAUGUCGAGUCGAAUUCUUCAUCGGAAUCGCAGAAUGGUGAGACUCGUCCCCUGCUAGCUGAGCCUAAUCCAACCGAGGAUGAAUCUCCCAAGAAGAAAUCUAUCUGGUCGUCUGCAGAGACUGGUAUGUGGUCUCUUAUCAUCCGUCUGUUCAUUCUGUUCGGUCUAGAUGCAUUUGCCUCUGGAUUGGCCUCCUUGUCCUGGAUGGCAUACUACUUCCAUCUCAAGUUUGAUUUGCUCGAGGGCGAGCUAGGUACUAUAUUUUUCGUCUGCAGCACCAUUUCAGCGGCUUCUAUGCUUGUCGCAUCCUCAAUCGCAAAGCGAUUUGGUAAUGUGAAGACUAUGGUUUUCACACAUUUACCCUCGACAAUUUGCCUGGCUCUCAUUUCUGUCCCUAAUAGCCUACCUCUGGCCUUAACGUUCCUUAUUCUCCGUGCCUGCACCUCAAGCAUGGAUGUGGCACCUCGCUCGGCCUUCCUUGCUAUGGUUCUACCGGCAGAUAAGCGAACUGCCAUUAUGGGUGCAGUCAAUGUUGUCAAGACCACCGCAACAAGUAUGGGCCCUCUUCUUACCGGUAUUCUAUCUCGCAAUGGUAUUUUCGGCGUCUCCUUCAUCAUUGCUGGUGGUUUGAAGAUCAUCUACGAUCUUGGCAUGCUGUUCACAUUUGGCGGCAUUGAAGCCAAGCAGCGCAAGCAGGCUGCUGCGACUUCUCGAGACAAUGAUGAUGAAGCGAAUUAA
Molecule: messenger RNA, 1404 nt
Organism: Penicillium taxi
Lineage: Eukaryota; Fungi; Ascomycota; Eurotiomycetes; Eurotiales; Aspergillaceae
Product: putative MFS transporter
Exons: 4
Coding region: 1-1404 (467 amino acids)
Biological process (GO): transmembrane transport
Cellular component (GO): fungal-type vacuole membrane
Molecular function (GO): transmembrane transporter activity
Source: RefSeq, a predicted model, not a curated record